Molecule: messenger RNA, 8738 nt
Organism: Camelus dromedarius (Arabian camel)
Lineage: Eukaryota; Metazoa; Chordata; Mammalia; Artiodactyla; Camelidae
Gene: DIDO1
Product: death inducer-obliterator 1
Exons: 17
Coding region: 581-7300 (2239 amino acids)
Biological process (GO): apoptotic signaling pathway; DNA-templated transcription
Source: RefSeq, a predicted model, not a curated record
GCGAGAUCGUGAGAUCGCAAGCCGGCAGCCAAUCAACUGCUCCCACGAGGGGGCGGGGCGCGGCGGCCGCCCGGAAGCGCGGAACUCUAGCUUCCGUCCUUGCGUACCCUCGCGGCGCCCUCGCUCUACGGAUUGGCGCGAGAGUCAAAAGGCGUCGGCCGCCUCUGGGUAAGAUGGCCGCCGUGGAGGCGUCGUUGUGGGGGAACUUCGCGCCAGGACGGCGACAUCUGGACUGAGUCGGAGGCGGAGGUCCCAGCGUCCUUUCUGUCGUUUGUGAGCUUACUCCAUGGGCGCAGUCUCGAGAUACCCUGUGCUGUUACUUGUGAACAGUGACCAGCAGCAGCAGUGUUUCUGGCCUGGCGCCGUCCUCGCACCCCGUGGUUGCCUCAGCCGGGUGGUGUGUUCAGCAAGUCAGGAACUUCGUAUCCAAGCUUCCAUUUGGGACAGGUGACACGUCAAUAAGGUUUUCAUUCCAUACCAGUCAUUCCUCUAGGAUGGAACGUGGCGUAAAGUCUGAGUCAUCGUUAGCAGUUAAAUGUGAUUAAAGCCUGCACAGCUUGGGGAAGAAAAUUCUCAAGGUAUGGACGAGAAGGGUGAUCCGAGCGGGGAGGAUGCGCCCAGGGCCGUCAAGCCCACCAGCAAAGAGUUCAGGAAGACGUGGGGGUUCCGGAGAACCACCAUCGCCAAGCGCGAGGGCGCGGGGGAGGUGGAGUUGGACCCCCUGGAGCCGCAGCCGCAGCAGCAGAGCCUCUCCCUGCGGCGCAGCGGGCGGCAGCCAAAGCGGACGGAGCGGGUGGAGGAGUUCCUCACCACUGUCCGCCGCAGAGGCAGGAGGAGUGCCCCCGUCUCCCUGGAGGACCCCGGCGAGCCCACGUCGUGCCCCGUCACAGACGCCGAAACCGCCUCUGAAGGGAGUGUGGAGAGCGCCUCCGACGUGAAGAGCGGGCCCAAGGCCAGCUCUGUGGGCGCCAGGGGCCGCCCGGCCCCCGCAAAGGCCAGAGGGGGCGGCGGUGAGGACGACACCUCCGACAGCGACAGCGACGGCUUGACCUUGAAGGAGCUUCAGAACCGGCUGCGGAGGAAGCGAGCGCAGGAGCCAGCCGACGGGCCCGCCAAGGGCCCGCAGAGCCGGCUGAGGAAGAAGCGCCGGGGCGACGAGCCGCCCGAGGCUGUGGACGGCCAGGCGGGCGGCCCCGCGGAGGGCUCACUGCCAGGCCAGCAGGAGCCCGAGGCCGAGCAGGGGUCCACGCCCCAGGUGGCAAGAGAGGCCAGGGAGAGCCGGCCAGAGGGGAGGGCGGCCCCGGGGCUUAAGGACGAAGAGGCUGGGGACGCGGUCAGGCCCAAGCCCGAGUGUGAGGGCUACGACCCCAGUGCCCUGUACUGCAUCUGCCGGCAGCCUCACAACAACAGGUUUAUGAUUUGCUGUGACCGAUGCGAAGAAUGGUUUCAUGGCGACUGUGUGGGCAUUUCUGAGGCUCGAGGGAGGCUCUUGGAGAGGAAUGGGGAAGACUAUAUCUGCCCAAAUUGCACCAUCCUGCAGGUGCAGGACGAGAACAGCUCAGAGACUGUAGACCCGCAGGACGUGCGGGUGAGAGCUGCUGAUGCUGACGGCACCGACUUUACCAGUAUAGGAACCAUAGAGCAGAAAUCAAGUGAAGACCAAGGAAUAAAGGGCAGAAUUGAGAAAGCUGCAAACCCAAGUGGCAAGAAAAAACUCAAGAUAUUCCAGCCCGUGGUGGAGGCUCCUGGCGCCUCCAGGUGCAUCGGGCCUGGGUGCUCUAGCGUGGCGCAGCCCGACUCGGUUUACUGCAGCAACGACUGCAUCCUGAAGCAUGCUGCCGCCACCAUGAGGUUUCUGAGUGCGGGGAAAGAGCAGAAGCCGAAGCCUAGAGAGAAAGCCAAGGCAAAGCCCGAGAAGCUCGUUCUUCAGAAAUGCAGCGCCCAGGCAGGCAUUAAAAUCUCUUCUGUGCACAAGAGGCCAGCCGCAGACAAGAAGGAAGACACGUUGAAGAAGGCGGUGGCUGCCCCUCCCAGGAGUGAGGGCCUCACCCAGGAGGCCACUUGCGAGAGCAGCGGCACACCAUCCUGGGCGAGUGACCACAAUUACAAUGCAGUAAAGCCAGAAAGGACUGCUGCCCCCUGGCCGCCUCUGUUGUGUAAAUCAGGGAAGGAGGACAGGCGCACGGAGGAGAAGACGGUGGUGGCGGCUGCGGUGCCGAAGAGAACGGGUCCUCUGGGCUCCUUGGGGGGCGGCAAACAGCCCUCACCCAGAAACCUCGUCCCAAAGAAGUCCCCUCCUUUUGCUGGCACAGCAGUGGGCAAAGCAGCCAUCAGAAAGCUUCCCUUGGGCCUCAAGGGCGCCAGCCCCAAGAGGCGGUGGCUCUCAGCCGCCCCUGCUGGCAGUGCUCCUGCCACCAAGCCUGCAGGGCUGGCGCCCAGCACUGCCACAUCUGCCCCCAGACAGUUCCCCGGCUCUGCUGCUUCAGCGGGGGCAGCCAGGAAGCCUGGGGCCGCUGCUGUCCCCCUGGCCUCCCCGGCCCCUGGACGUCUAGGCACGUCGAGCGCCGCCCCAUCACAGCCAAAUUCACAGAUUCGGCAAAACAUACGACGCUCCUUGAAGGAGAUUUUGUGGAAAAGAGUCAGCGACAGUGAUGACCUAGUCAUGACCGAAAACGAGGUUGGGAAAAUUGCACUGCACAUCGAGAAGGAGAUGUUUAACUUGUUCCGAGUGACAGACAACCGGUACAAGAGCAAGUACCGCAGCAUCAUGUUCAACCUCAAGGACCCCAAGAACCAGGGGCUCUUCCACCGUGUUCUGCGUGAAGAAAUCUCCUUGGCAAAACUUGUGAGGAUGAAGCCAGAGGAACUCGUAUCUAAAGAGCUCUCUGUGUGGAAGGAGAGGCCGACAAAAUCUGUGAUGGAGUCCAGAACUAAGUUGCAUAAUGAAAGUAAGAAGCCUGCUGCGAAACAGGAGGCUGCCCCUGACCUGGAGGAUUCUCCACCCGUGUCAGACUCAGAGGAGCAGCAGGAGUCGGCGCGGGCAGCCCCCGAGAGGAGCCCGGCGCCCCCCCUGGACGUCUUCAGCAGCAUGUUGAAGGACACGACCAGCCAGCACCGGGCGCACCUCUUUGACCUGAACUGUAAGAUCUGCACAGGCCAGGCUCCAGUGGCCGAGGAUGAGCCGGCCCCUAAGAAGCAAAGGCUGUCCGCUUCUGCUGGGAAGGAGGAGCCCAAGCCCAAGCACGCCAGCGCUCCGUCCGAGCCGGCCCUCAGCUCGGCUGGCGAGGCGGCUCCAGAGGCCCUGCCUGACAGCACCUCGGAGCCGGGCCUGCAGGGAGAGUGGCUCCCAGCGCCUCCAGGGGACGGCCACCCCGAGGCCUCCACCCUGGGAGACACCCCCUGCCCUGCCUCCUGUGGUGGCGGUGUGCUCACCACGGUCACGGUAUCCGGCAGAGACCCCAGAACCGCCCCGGGCGGGCCGUGCGCGGUCUCAGCUCCUGCAGCAGCCCGCCCAGACAGCGCCCCCCCGGUGGAACCCCGGCAAGACAUCCUGAAGCCUGCAGUGGCCUCCGUGACAGUGCCCAAGUCCAUCCUGGCCAAGCCGUCCGCGUCCCCGGAGCCCAGAUACCUCUUGUCAGUCACUCCGUCCCCGAGCGUCAGCACCUCAGAGUCACGGUCCCCUCCAGAAGGAGAUACAAGCCUCUUCUUGUCUCGACUCAGCACCAUUUGGAAAGGAUUUAUUAACAUGCAGAGUGUAGCAAAAUUUGUCACAAAGGCGUAUCCUGUCUCUGGAUGUUUUGAUUAUCUCAGUGAGGACCUGCCCGACACGAUUCACAUCGGUGGAAGGAUCGCCCCGAGGACAGUUUGGGAUUAUGUCGGCAAACUCAAGUCCUCUGUGUCUAAGGAGCUGUGUCUGAUCCGCUUUCACCCCGCGACGGAGGAGGAGGAGGUGGCCUACAUCUCUCUGUACUCCUAUUUCAGCAGCCGCGGCCGCUUCGGCGUGGUCGCCAACAACAGCAGGCACGUCAAGGACCUCUACCUGAUCCCGCUGAGCGCCAGGGACCCCGUCCCAUCCAAGCUCUUGCCUUUUGAGGGGCCAGGUCUUGAGACACCACGUCCAAACAUCAUCCUUGGGUUAGUGAUCUGUCAGAAGAUCAAACGUCCCACAAGUGCUGGCGAAGCAGACAAGAGGCCCCAGACACAAGAGGAAACAGACGUUCCCAUCUACCCCAAGGUGCCCGCGGCCCUGCUGCCUGAGAAGAAACCCCCCAAGUACCAGCUCUGCUCUGGGGACACGGCUGUCAGCACCACACCCCCGGGGUCUCCCCCACCCCCGCCCCCUCUUCCAGAAGCAUCAGGGGCGCCAGCUUCAUCUUCGGUGUUAAAAGUACUGUCAUCCCUCAAACCAGGAGCCACCAGCUCCUUGACAGCAUCGCCUGCGUCGGCGGCGGUCACCUCAGCCGCCUCCUCUGUGGCUUCCUCUGCUUCAAAAACGGCGUCACCUUUGGAACACAUCCUGCAGACUCUCUUUGGGAAGAAGAAGUCGUUUGACCCGCCCACCAAGGAGCCUGCCGAGUCCGCCCCGGCCUCCCACCAAGACUCCAGGGCCAAGGCCGAGGGGCUGCCAGCAGCGCCUCUGCUGGAUCCGAUCGUACAGCAGUUUGGUCAGUUCUCUAAAGACAAAGCUCUGGAGGAAGAGGAGGACGACAGACCGUACGACCCCGAGGAGGAGUAUGGUCCCGAGAGGGCCUUCGACACUCAGCUGGGCACGGAGAAGGCCUCGGAGUCAGCGGAGCGGGAGGAGGUGGCCUACGACCCAGAGGAUGAGACCAUUUUAGAAGAAGCCAAAGUGACCAUCGACGACCUGCCCAACAGAAUGUGUGUGGACGCACACGGCGGGUGCGCGGAGAGGCCCGCGGGCUUCACUGCGAAUGCCUCGGCGCCCUCCCUGGUUGAGCAGCAGAAGAUGAUAGAGGAGCUCAACAAGCAGAUCGAGGAGCAGAAAAGGCAAGUGGAGGAGCAGGAGGCCGCUCUCCGGCAGCAGAGGGCCGCCGUCGGGGCCUCCAUGGCCCACUUCUCCGUGUCGGACGCCCUCAUGUCGCCGCCCCCGAAGGCCUCGCUGCCCAGGGCCCAGCUGUUUGCGCAGGAGCAGCAGACUGCGGGCCGGCCAGCCGCACCCCCCUCCACCAGCCAGGGGCCCGGCCCGAGCACCGAGGCGCGGCAGAGCCGGGACCCCCGGCAGGCCCGACGGCUGGCCGCAGAGAACAGCGAGAGCGAGGCUGCCCCGAAGCCCACCGCCACCCCACCAGCCAGAGAAACGCCCGGAGGGGCCGAGCCGGCCCAGGAGCAACCGGAGUCGGCCCCUCUGCCGUGGGCUCCAGGCGGAGAGGCCCCGCUGCCAGCCAAGCAGGACGGCCCCACGUGCGAGCACUCAGACAGUCCGGGCCCGCAGCCCACCGAGAGCGCGCAGCCCACGGCUGGGGGCGACAGCGUGGCCCGGCCGGCCCGCAAGGUGCUGCUGCCCACGCCCCCGGGCGCCUCCUUCCAGCCUCACUUCCCCCCGCAGAGCGAGGGCCAGAGCUUCCACCCCCCCGGGGGAAGGGAUCCUUUCUCGAGUUCAGUACACUCUCAGGAAAGGCCUCUUGGCUCCUCCCCGUAUGAGGAUCUAAGAAACGCUCAGUUUGCUGAGAAAAGUGACCCGCCGGCAGCUGACUCUGAGGGAGACAGAGAGCCACAGCCCAGGCCUGGCGAGGGGGCCGGCGCGUUCCCCACACCUGCCCCGAAAGGAGGGCCGCCUCUGCCCCAGUUCCAGGGCCAGCGGGAGCCCGCACCGCGCGCUUUCGGGCUGUCGGGCCUUCAUGGCCCCGGCUUCCCAGGACCACGGGGGCCAGCCCCUCCAUUUUCAGAAGAGGCUAUCAUUUCUGGUAACGACGGGCCAAGAGGAGGGCCCCCACCAGCCAGAUUCGGGCCCCAGAAGGGGCCCAUCCCUUCCUUGUUCUCAGGGCCACAUGGGCCACCUCCCUACGGGGACAGCAGGGGCCCCUCCCCCUCUCACCUUGGUGGGCCCAGAGGGGCGGCACCACCUCAAUUUGAAGAACGCAAAGACCCCCACGGGGAGAAAAGGGAACUCCAGGACCCCCCGUACAGCGAGGCCGCAGGCCCUCCUGCUCAGUUUGAAGGGCCAGAGCAAGCCCAGUUUGUGGGGAACAGGGGCGCAGCCCCUUUCCAGUUUGGAGGCCAAAGAAGACCUCUGCUGUCUCAGUUUAAAGGACCCCGGGGCGGCCCUCCUCCCUCUCAGUUCGGAGGCCAGAGAGGACCACCCCCCGGCCACUUUGUGGGCCCAAGGGGGCCACAUCCGAGCCAGUUCGAAGCUGCCCGGGGUCCCCAUCCCAAUCAGUUUGAAGGGCCCAGAGGCCAAGCACCGAAUUUCAUGCCAGGACCCAGAGGCAUGCAGCCGCAGCAGUUUGAGGAGCAGAGGGUCAGUUCACCGCCCAGGUUUGCCAACCAGAGGGCACCAGCACCCCUCCAGUUUGGGGGGCCACGGGGGUCCGCCCCUUUUCCUGAGAAGAGUGAGUCGGCGCCCCCGCGGUUCCACUUCCAGGGCCAGGCCGCCCCCGGCGUGAAGCCCGGGCCCCGGCCGCUGCUGGAGCUGCCCAGCCACCCGCCGCAGCACCGGAAGGACAGGUGGGACGAGGCCGGGCCGCCCCCCGCCCUGCCCGCUGGUGCGCCGGGGCCGGGCCCCGAGGCCGACGGCCCGUGGGCCGCGGCCGACUUCCGCGAGGGCAAGGGCCACGAGUACCGGGGCCAGGCGUUCGAAGGGCGGCCGAGGGAGCGGUUCGAGGCCGGGCCCAAGGAGAAGCCCCAGGAGGAGCCCGAGGCUCCGCUGCCGGACAGUCGGCCGGGCCGGGCCCUCGAGGACCGCAGGCGGGAGCGCGAGCGCGGGAAGCCCUGGGAGCGGGAGCGCGGCCGGACCUGGAGCCGCGAGCGGGACUGGGACCGCGGCCGCGAGUGGGACCGGGGUCGUGACAAGGACGCCGGCCGCGAGUGGGACCGCGGCCGCGAGCGCAGCGCGGGCAGGGACAAGGGGCGCGAGUGGGACCGCGGCCGCGAGCGGAGCCGGAACCGAGAGCGCGACCGCAGACGCGACCGGGACAGGUCCCGCAGCCGGGAGCGCGACCGCGACAAGGCCCGUGAUCGGGAGCGCGGCCGCGAGCGCAGGGGCCGCAGCCGCAGCCAGGAGCGCGCCCGCGACCCCCGCGCCGAGGCCCCGCGGGCCGCUGAGCCCGCCGCGCAGACCUAGGCCCGGGCUCAGCGCGGGCGCCGAGAGCGCUCGCAACUCGCGCAGAACAGAACGCUCUGGACCCCAGAAAUGACUGUACUUUUGUGUAUAAUGGUUUCUUACAAAAUUUCACACCUUUGCAAUUCAGACGCUUUUUUAAAAAAAGAACUAAGAACUUUUAACCUUUCCGUUUAAAAUUACUGAAAUGGAAAGUGUCUACAAAAAGCAUAUUGCUUUUUCAGAUUAUAAAGUUAUCUUUUCUAAUAACUUGACUCCUGUAAAUUUUAAGGGAACUUGAAUGGACCUCAGAGCCAUACCUUUCCUGACGCCUCACCCGCGUUUCUGCUCCCAGAGGCCGCUGUCAGCCUCCCGGCGGGCGCGCUGCAUGCCUGGGCCCGGCUGCGGGCGCGGUGUUAGCUCAUCUCUGGAAGGUCGAGAAACGCAGAGCUCGCUCAUACGUCUUUCGUCGUCAAGAAAUUUGAAUUACAAAUUUCAGCUAGGAAACAAACGCGUUUCUGAGCAAAAGCUCAGUUUUUAUAUAUCGCCUUACACAUUUGGUUUCAAAAACAUAAUUAAAAGCAACAUCUGAGUAGAAAUUGUUACAUUUUAAAUAAGUUUAUUUUAAAAAGGUUUAAAUUUUACCAGCCUAAAGAAAGUGAGAAAAUAAACCAAUUAAGUGUACUUUAAACGGUGGGGGAGGGGGGAGUUCUUUGAUUUGAAUGAUCAGGAACAUGCUGUUUGCUGAACUUCACCGUCUGAGCAUUUCUCUCUGUGUCCCAGGGAGAGCGCCCUAGCUCCGGACUGUCGUGUUUGUCAGGGGAUAAACUUCAGCGUCCGGCACUGAGGUGGAACGGUAGCUGCAUAAAGCCUGAAGUGGGAGGUAGUGCUGUCAGCUCAAGAACGGCAGGCGGAAAAGCUGCUCGCUGUGAAAUGCAGCGCACCGCUCGUCCUGUUUGCCAAGUACUUCUGGGGUGUGAAAUAGAGAAAACCUUGCUAAUUUAUUUGACUGUACAAAUUCACUUUGAUAAUUUUUUUAUAUUUUCAUAAACUUACUUUUGCAAAUAUAAAAUUAGAGAAUUUUAUUUGCUCUUUGGAGUCUGUUCCAUUGUACGUCACUACAGAUUUUUCACUUUCUAGCACAAACAUUUUGAGUUACGAGAGCAGGGAGAACGUAUUAGCCACUUGGGGUAAUUGGUUACAGAUCAGAGUCAGUGGGUUAAAUUGCAUCAAAGUGGCGUCAAGUCCCAACAGCUGAUGUGAUGUGAAGGUUUUUUUACACGUAAAACAAAUUUUUCUAAUUUAAACACAACAAAUGUAAAAAUCAAGUGUGUUUCUUUAGGUUUACUUGAUAGAAAUUUCUGUAAAUUGUAUUUUAUAUUGCAGAGUAUUAUAUCACUGUACAUUAAAACAUGGACUUCAUAGGUUUGUUACUUGAAGUAGAAUAAACGUCUACAAGGGU